GUUUGCAGCUUCUUGCAGCUAUACCAAUUAAUAGCUAUCGCUCCAGUAUAGAGCUAACUACUAAAUAGAAUAGCAACCUUCUACGAACAGAUUUUGCUAUUCCUGAUUCUGGAGAGACUGCAAUGACCUUCAAUGUACUGGUUACAGCAAUAUUCAUGUGACAGUCCCAUGACUGUGUGAGUGGGAGGGGCUGGACAAAAAGGGUCAGGAAGUGUGCUCACGAUCGAUCAGUUGUGAAGUUGUCAUGUUUAGAGCUUUGUAAACACCUCUUUAUCGACAUUUGUCCGUCUCACAGGUACGUGAAGAUACAUGGUAUUGGUCAAGUCACUUAAAAAGAAUGGUAAACUUGACCCGGUUUAGAAGAAGGAACCAACAGCAAGCACCUAGAAUUGUUGACAAACCUGAAAGAGAGCGUCACUACUUGUCGAUAAUAGGCAGUGUGUUGUCGUGUAUACUGUUGAUUGUGUGCCUGUGUCUCAAGGAAUGGGCCAAUGCGGUUGUUGAUAAAUCUACUAACUCUGUUGGACAAGUCGGACAAUGUGUCUUUAGCUUUGGUCUCACACAAGUGUCGUGCAUCUAUGGAACCGCACAAACCUCUGCGUCUAUGACCGAGUACUACACCACAUCACAGCAGAUUCUGAUCUCAUGUAUACUCAGUGUAUCUGUGCUCAUUCUGGUCUCCUCCAUUGUGGCCACUGUCAUCAGUCUCGGCUACCCCAGGGAAAAGGUGGAGUUUCUCAGACACUUCGCUGUCUUUAAUAUCGUGUCACUACUGUGUACUGUCUUGGUGGCUGGUCUGUGGCUAGCAGUUGUUGAAACACUCCCUACAAACAAGCUCUGUAAAGCACAACCAAAUGUGGAGGUUCAUUUCGGGUACUCUUACUACAUUCUCCUAGUGUCUGGUCUCUUUUCUCUUGGUGGUGCUGCUUUCAACUUGCUGUUUGCACGAUCAGCUGCAGAGAGAAGAAGAAAUCUGAGAAAUAGAUACAGGCAAGAACAAAUUUCAGCUCGACAACUGACAAAUCGAUCAGCUAUGAACACCCUGUCGAGAUCGUCUCGAAGGAGUGGGCCCCCUCCAUUAUACAACCUCCUCGAGAACUCAGCCACUGAUGUCAGUGACACAGAUGGUGAAGCAGAGACCUCAAUGAGUGAGCCCGAAUACACUGAGACUGAACCAGAGUCACCUCCACCAGCUUAUAUACCAUAGUGUUUGUUUGUGUAUGUGAAUACAUGUGUUUUGCACCAAUGUGAGGACAACGUUUGCUUGCCCUCGUUUGUUGGUUUUUACUGCAUUCAUCUCUUCAUCAGUGUUCUGUUUGUGUGUUUUAUCUUGACUCUCUGUUUUAAUUAAAAACGUUUUACCAUGA
Messenger RNA from Halichondria panicea, 1367 nucleotides. RefSeq lists its product as uncharacterized. The record is from RefSeq and is a predicted model, not a curated record. The coding region runs from base 338 to 1207 and encodes 289 amino acids. The transcript is spliced from 6 exons. NCBI's taxonomy places the organism in Eukaryota, Metazoa, Porifera, Demospongiae, Suberitida, Halichondriidae. Gene Ontology annotation, cellular component: membrane. Gene Ontology annotation, biological process: negative regulation of TOR signaling; negative regulation of cell population proliferation.